UCGCGGCGGCUGCGGGCCACGGGGGUGGCUUUCGGUGUGCGCGACCGGGACCGAAGGGAAGGAAGAGGAAGCGCGCGCGUCCACGCGGCACCAGCGCGCUAGCCGCCACGCUAUGGCUAGUCCUCGGAUAUCCUUUAUCGGAGAUGUCACUUUGUGUCGGCGACGUGCGACGCUAGGCGCGAUCGGUCACGCCUCGGCGCCUUGGCGGCGGCUUAACGAUAUAAGUGGAUAAAGUGGUCGACGGGUCCACAAGAGGAGUCGCACGGAGGCACCUCGUAGCUCGCGAACGGAUUUUUCCUUGUUUUUGGUUGCCACCUGAUUUCGGUCCUUUUCCCGAUCACGAGCACGCAGUUCUUGUUACAAUCGCCGGCAUAUCGUGAGGACGCGACGGAUCAGAGCUACAUAAUUAACUGCGUGAUCGCGUAAACUCACCCCCGCGACUUCUUGUCAGAAACCAGCGACUCGGCAUGCCGCACUGAACGUGUCUCGCGCUCUAGAAGACGACGAGCUUCAUAGAUCUCUCUCUCCUUGUCUCUGUCUGUUUCUCUCUCUCUCUCUCUCUCUCUCUCUCUCUCUCUCUCUCUCUCUCUCUCUCUCUCUUUCUGUCUUUCAUCGAGACGAAAUCAAGAAAGAUCCGCGGUUUGCCCUACGAAGUCCGACUCCUACGAUGCGAACGGAACCGCGCCGCGCUGUUGGAGAACAAGGCUAGAGCUGGGAAUAGACAGCUCGCUGCUCACUGGCGCAUCUCCGUGGACAGGUCGCCCCGAAGGGGAUCACUCAGCGGCCGAGCUCGCCGGGUCAUCACCGAUACGUUCCAUCACGAGCUGCUCGUAACAUGGUAGAGAGCACUUAUGCGAGCGACUCGCCACGAUCACGCUCUCCCAUGACGGAGCCGUCGAGUCCGCUGCACGAUGGUCCCGGUAUAUCCGGCUACAACCACAGCUACCUGUACAGCUACUCGCCCGAGAGCUUCCAGCAGAAGCUGAAGAACGCCGACGGCGUGCAGAAUCACGUGUCGCCGGCGGCGAGGCGCAACGACGCCGUCGCCGAUGCGCCGCACGUCGACCGCACGUACUCCAGGAGUCCGAUCGGCGGCACGGAGGAGGUAACCCGACACGCUGGCAACCGCGAGACCUCGCGACCAGGCUCCUCCGCCACCAUGUCGUCCCCCACCUCGCUCUUCACCAUCGACAGCAUUCUGGCGCCGAGGCCGAUCGGCAAUGUCGUCAGCCCGACGAGCACCAGCAGCGUCGGCAACUCCGGGGUCAUCCAGACACCGGAGACGAUCGAGUCGGCCGGCCGCACCGCGGCGAUGCAUCCGUUGCAACAGCAGCUGCACCACUUGGCGUUCACCUCGGCGGACUUUCUCGCCGCUGCAUAUCCAGGACUCUAUCCCGGAGGAUACGUUGCCGCGAUGGCCGCCGCCGGGGUCUCCCUUCAUGGACAGCCGGCUUUCUAUCACGCCGGCCACCAUUAUCAAAUCAAUCCCAACAAUCCGGGAAUGGGCCCGAUGGCGAAGAGGAAACGUCGCCACCGAACGAUAUUUACCGAGGAACAACUGGAGCAAUUAGAGGCCACCUUCGACAAAACGCACUAUCCCGACGUGCUACUGCGAGAACAAUUGGCCCUCCAAGUCGACCUUAAGGAGGAGAGGAUCGAGGUGUGGUUCAAGAAUCGCCGCGCCAAGUGGCGGAAGCAGAAGCGCGAGGAGCAGGAUCGUCUGCGGAAGCUGCAACUGGAGCAGCGUCAACGCAACGACGACGGCGGCGGCGGCGGCGGCGGCGGCGCCGCGGCGACUGUGAUGGUGAACGACCGUUUGAGCCUGAGCAGGCAGCAGCAGCAGAAGCUCGAGCAGGACACGGACAGUUCCGAUCUCGAGGUGGCGUAGUCGCGGCCAGAUGAGUGGGCGAGUCCUUUCAUCGACAGUCGACGGGCAGGAGGAGGAGAAGCAGAUGCUCGAGGACGAUGGGAUGGGCGGCCCGACGCUUUCGCGCUCUCCUCGACCACGGGGCAUGUAUAUACGUAAUUCACUUGUAAAUAUUAUUGUAAAUAUGAGUAACGAUGGAUGUGUACAAUACCGAAAUAAAUUAUUGCAUCGAAGUA
Odontomachus brunneus is the source of this 2103-nucleotide messenger RNA. It is a transcript of the gene Gsc, whose product is annotated as homeobox protein goosecoid. The transcript is spliced from 3 exons. Gene Ontology annotation, biological process: regulation of transcription by RNA polymerase II. Gene Ontology annotation, molecular function: DNA-binding transcription factor activity, RNA polymerase II-specific; RNA polymerase II transcription regulatory region sequence-specific DNA binding. The record is from RefSeq and is a predicted model, not a curated record. NCBI's taxonomy places the organism in Eukaryota, Metazoa, Arthropoda, Insecta, Hymenoptera, Formicidae. The coding region runs from base 836 to 1888 and encodes 350 amino acids.